Messenger RNA from Plasmodium yoelii, 951 nucleotides. Its product is annotated as PIR protein. The transcript is spliced from 3 exons. Lineage: Eukaryota; Apicomplexa; Aconoidasida; Haemosporida; Plasmodiidae. The record is from RefSeq and is a predicted model, not a curated record. The coding region runs from base 1 to 951 and encodes 316 amino acids.
AUGUCAAUUAAUAAAGUGUGUGAUCAGUUUGAUACUUUUUGGAGGUUUUUUCCCGAUGAAUUGAAUGAUUCUGGAAAUUAUAAAAUUCAAAGUGGAACAUUUAAGAAAUAUUGUCAUAAUAGUAAUUGUGAUGCUGAUGCCGAUAUAGUUAACGCUGGUUCCUUAUGGUUAUUUAAUGCAUUUUUCGAUAAAUAUGGUAUUUCAAAUUAUGGUAAUAGUUAUAAGGAUGUAGCUGUAUAUAUUAUGAUAUGGUUAAGUUAUAGAUUAAGCCUAAAGCCACUUGAUCAAAUUAGCACAUUAAAUGAUUUUUUUUCUAAGCAUAUAAAAAAUAACACGAAGUACACUGACCAUAAAUUUAAUGAUUCAGAUUAUGACAGUUAUAAGAUCAUAGAUGAAAUAAAGGAGUAUAUGAAUAUUGAUAUUAAUAAUAUGUCUAAAUUUUAUGAAUUACUUAAAUUAUUAUGUGAUAUGAAUACUGCUUAUACGAAAAGUAAAAGUAACAAUUUUUCAGAGGAUGCUAAGAAAUUUGUUGAUAAAUAUCAAGAACGACUUGAUGAUGAUAAUAAUACUGACGGUAGUACAUACAGUAAAGUAUUACUUGUUUUAUCCAAAUGUUAUGAGGAAUUUGGAAAUUACACAGUUCUUAAUAGUACACCAAAAGAUCGUCCAUCAUUACCAACAAAAAGGACAGCUAAAGAUGGUAGUAUAUUGGGUUCUAAAGGAAUAAAAACAAUUGAAUCUUCGAGUGAAGCAGAACAAUCAAUUCAUAUAACGCCAACCCCGAGUUUUAACACUACAUUGUCAGGCUCAACACUAGCAAGCAAAUUAAUUCCAAUUUUAUUGAUAUUUGCUGCAAUACCAAUUUUCUUGGGAAUUGCUUAUAAGUAUUCGUUAUUUGGAUUUCGGAAACGAUCUCAAAAACAAAAUUUAAGAGAAAAUGUAAAAAAAUGA